This is a messenger RNA of Chaetomium fimeti, 612 nucleotides long. RefSeq lists its product as uncharacterized. Lineage: Eukaryota; Fungi; Ascomycota; Sordariomycetes; Sordariales; Chaetomiaceae. The transcript has a single exon. The record is from RefSeq and is a predicted model, not a curated record. The coding region runs from base 1 to 612 and encodes 203 amino acids.
AUGGCCGACGCCACCUCCACCACCAGCCCCCCGGCGAAGCCGGCCGAGUCCGCCACCCCCCUCUCCAACCUCCACCAACCACAGCGCUUCAUCACCACGCACAACGACUCGGGCAAAGCCAUCGUGCACUCGCACAGCCCCUUCAUGUGGUCGGCCUACGACGACCGCAACCUGGCCUUCGCGGUGCCCUACACGACGUCGACCUUCCCGCCCGACCUCAACAACGACGCGGACAUCGCGGCGCACGAGGGGGUGACGGCGUCGGGCAAGCUGGGGCUGGUCAACCCACACGGCACGGUGCUGCGGUGCGUGGACUUUGCGCCCGGGUACGCGUGCGGCAUGCACCGCACGCAGAGCCUCGACUACGGCAUCGUCAUGGAGGGCACCGUCGACAUGGUGCUCGACAGCGGCGAGUGCCACACCCUCCGCCGCGGCGACGUCGCCGUCCAGCGCGCCACCCAGCACCAGUGGGUCAACCGCAGCGAGACGGAGUGGGUGCGCAUGAUGUUUGUGCUGCAGGAUUGUAAGCGCUUGGUGGUGGCCGGCGAGGAGAUGGGCGAGGAUCUGGGGGAGAAUAGUGGCCUGCCGCCGAGUGGGAAUUCGGGGGCGUGA